Molecule: messenger RNA, 2100 nt
Organism: Triticum dicoccoides
Lineage: Eukaryota; Viridiplantae; Streptophyta; Magnoliopsida; Poales; Poaceae
Product: receptor like protein kinase S.2-like
Exons: 9
Coding region: 1-2100 (699 amino acids)
Biological process (GO): protein phosphorylation
Molecular function (GO): protein kinase activity; ATP binding
Source: RefSeq, a predicted model, not a curated record
AUGAAGCCGACAAGUUUACCGAUGGGAUUAUUGGAGAAGAUUACAAACAAUUUCUCCGAGGAGCAACUACUUGGUCAAGGUGGAUAUGGAAAAGUUUACAAGGGUGUGCAUGACGACGGACAAGAGAUUGCUGUGAAGAUGCUCUAUAAUACCAUACAAACAAUUGAUGAUGUACAAUUCAAACGUGAGUUUGAGAACCUUAUGGUGUUAAACCAUCCAAAUAUUGUACGGUUAAUUGCCUAUUGCUAUGAAACACAACAUCAAUAUAAUAGCGAGUUGCAAGGAGGCAUUAUUUUUACUGAAGAAAAACAUAAAGCACUUUGCUUCGAGUAUAUGCCCAUGGGAAGCCUUCAGAAUCAUCUGUCUGAUGAAUGUAGUGGACUUGAUUGGCAAACACGUUACAAAAUUAUGAAAGGGUCUUGUGAAGGUUUAAAAUACCUUCAUGAAGGAUUGGAAAAGCCAUUUUACCACAUGGACAUAAAACCAGAAAAUAUACUUCUAGAUGUAAACAUGUACCCAAAACUUGCAGAUUUUGGGUUGUCCAAGUUCUACAGCGAAGACCAAACCUGCAGGGUGACUCAAAGUGCUAUUGCAGGAACGUUUGGAUACAUGCCACCGGAAUACUUAUAUGGAAAUGUAGUCUCAAAGAAGUUUGACAUAUUCAGCUUGGGUGUUGUAAUGACCAAGAUAAUUGCAGGGCCUGGCGGCCACACCAGAUAUGCUGAAAUGGAGUACCAAGAGUUUCUAGAUCAGGUACAAGGAAAUUGGAGAAAAAGGUUGCAAGCAACAUUGAGUUCUCCCGAACCACUAGAAGCACAAUGCCAACAAGUGAGAAGAUGCACCGAGAUUGCACUGAGCUGCCUGGACAUGGAUAGGCAUAAAAGGCCAAGUAUAGCGGAUGUGACAGAUGAACUUAGCAAGACUGGAAUUUUAAUUGAAAAGAUUACUUAUUAUGAAAAAGAUCCAUCACUGCCACUUGCUUCCACUUCAAAUGUUGUUCCACCUGCAACAUCACCUCCACCUUCAACUCCAUCGGCACCACCUGCUUCCAUUUUAACCACCAUUGGAUCUUCAACACCACAUCGGCAUCCACCUCCUGAGAUUAGUUCUGUUAUACUUGCACCAACACCACCAAAUGGUGGCCUCAUGACACUCUUACGUGCGUACAUCUACCAAAAGCUCAAGAUCACCGAGCGCUUCACUUACCGGGAAUUGGCGUCUGCAACACGUGACUUUGCGGACAAAUAUAAGCUUCGAAAUCGUGGCUAUGGCGAUGUCUACAAAGAUGAAGCGAGGGCUAGCUUUAAGGAGGAGAUUAAUAUUAUGAGCCCACUGAACCAUUGCAACAUUACACGUCUUGUGGGUUGGUGCAACCAAAGGAAGAAACUCUUGCUUGUCUACGAGCAAGUGGAUGAUUAUUGCAACCUUGAGGAUCGGCUUUAUGGCCAUGGUGCUAAUGUGGAUGCAGAACGUUUUGGUGCAAGGCCUCCAGGUUCAAGUCUUGACCUAGAUUGGCGGAAAAGGUACAACAUACUGCUUGGAAUAGCCUCGGGUCUUGAAUACCUCCAUACUAAAUGUGUGAAAUGCAUUGUGCAUAGGGAUAUCAAGCCAUGUAAUGUGGUACUCGAUAGGAACCUCAAUGCUAAACUGUGUGACUUCGGGAUUGCGAUGCAACUCACCCAUGACAUAACCUCCUGCGAGACGGACAACAUCAUUGGGACACUAGGUUACAUGGACCCAACAUACAUACGUUGUGGCACAGUAAGUAGGGAAUCUGAUGUCUACGGCUUCGGUGUGCUCUUGCUUGAGGUUGUAUGUGGUCAGAAUCCGAUUAUGAUUUACAAUCCCCCGAAAAACAGCCUCAUUGAGAUGGUCCAGGAAUGUGGUCGGAGAAAUGCAAUUAUUGAUGCAGCUGACCAACGGUUGAGGGGCGAGUUUGAUGAGGAAAUUAAAGGAGCGUUGUUGAUCGGGCUCUGGUGUGUCGAAGAAAGACGUGAUGAGCGUCCAACUAUCCAAAUUGUGUUGUCGCGAUUAAUAGGCCUGGCUGCUAAAUCAACUUACGAUAACCGCCGUUCAACCGAAUUGUAUCAUGAGGUGUGA